AAAUAUAUAAAAAAUACACGAAUUAAUUUAUUUAUUCUUUAGAUUUUAUUAAUUAUUUUCCCGACAUUUAACAUCUAAUCAACAUUAAUUUAUUAAUUAUUUUUUUCAAUAAAUUUAAAAUUUUAAGUCAAUUUAAUUGUUAAUGGCAUUUAUUUGUUAAUAAUAUUUUAAUUUUCUAAAAUAUGGCUGAUCCUUUAUUUGGUCAGGUCCCUAUUAACCCUGUGAAUCAUCAGAUGAUGAACGUAUCUGAUGAGCUGGCUGCUACUAUCGGUGGUAGGAUGGCAGCUGGUAAGAAAUCUAAAGGCCCGGUUCAUUUGAGAAAGGCCGCUGGGAUAGUUUGGAACGAUCCUACUUUGGAAGACUGGCCUAAGAACGACUAUCGCAUAUUUUGUGGAGAUUUGGGGAAUGAAGUUACCGAUGAAAUCCUUGCCAACGCCUUUAAAAGGUAUCCUUCAUUUCAGCGUGCAAGGGUUAUUAGGGAUAAAAACUCAGGGAAGUCUCGGGGUUACGGCUUCGUUUCUCUCCUUAACCCUAAUGAAAUGCUUACUGCUCUUAAGGAGAUGAAUCACGCCUUUGUAGGCAAUCGGCCUAUUCGAGUUAUGCGUAGUAAAUGGAAGGAUAGAGAUAUAGACUCUGAAAAGAACAGACAAAUGGCAAAGAACUAUAAGGUUGCCAGGGACGACGAGAAGACUAUUAGAAAAUUUAAGAAACUUGGUAAGUCUGUUACUGGGGGUAAAAGGUCUAACAUGGUCUACGAGCCAAGAGUUUUUAAAAGGCAUAAGGUUUACCUCAGUACUGGUGCUACUAACAAGUUGGGGAAUAUUCCUACAAUUGCUCAAAAUCACAUUCUAGAUAAUAUUUAACUAGUUCACAUGUAAUAUACUACACAAGUA
This is a messenger RNA of Theileria parva strain Muguga, 893 nucleotides long. RefSeq names its product RNA recognition motif family protein (gene rbm42). NCBI's taxonomy places the organism in Eukaryota, Apicomplexa, Aconoidasida, Piroplasmida, Theileriidae. The record is from RefSeq and is a predicted model, not a curated record. Bases 183 to 863 code for a protein of 226 amino acids. Gene Ontology annotation, molecular function: mRNA binding. The transcript has a single exon.